This is a messenger RNA of Ilex paraguariensis (yerba mate), 2388 nucleotides long. Lineage: Eukaryota; Viridiplantae; Streptophyta; Magnoliopsida; Aquifoliales; Aquifoliaceae. The record is from the annotation of a GenBank genome assembly.
AUGGCAAGGCACAACCGGAACAACACGAAUAGAAGCCUCGAGAGCCUGUUGGGCAUGGACAAAUCUGUACAGGUGAAGAAAAAUGUGGUCAGGCAGGCAACAAGCAAGGUGAUUCCAGGCCAAGGUCUUGAAUUUAAGAACCUGUCGUAUAGUGUCAUGAAGAAGCAGAAGAAGGAUGGUGAGUGGAUCACCAAAGAAGCUUACCUUCUCAAUGAUAUCUCUGGCCAGGCAAUGAGAGGUGAAAUCAUGGCCAUCAUGGGACCUAGUGGUGCCGGGAAGUCCACGUUUCUUGAUGCCUUGGCUGGCCGGAUUGCUCGAGGGAGUCUUGAAGGAUCUGUCAAAAUUGAUGGAAAGCCAGUUACUCCCUCUCUCUCUCUCAAACACAGACACACACAAUCACAAUCAUCUGAGGUUAGGCUUCCGCCCUCCAUUUCCAGGUCUGAGAAGAAGAAAAGAGUCAACGAGCUUCUUGACCAGCUGGGAUUAACGAGUGCAACACAUACCUACAUUGGUGACGAGGAAAGGCGUGGAGUGUCAGGAGGAGAGCGACGGAGGGUGUCGAUAGGGGUAGACAUAAUCCAUAAACCUUCACUGCUGUUCCUUGACGAACCUACCUCAGGUCUUGAUUCAUCAAGUGCUUUCAGUGUUGUGGAAAAAGUGAAGGACAUUGCUCGAGGAGGUAGCAUUGUCCUCAUGACAAUCCACCAGCCUGCCUUCAGAAUACAAAUGCUCCUGGACCGCAUUACAGUCCUCGCAAGAGGCAGACUGGUAUAUUUGGGAGGCCCAACUGCUCUUUCUGCUCACCUCUCUGGAUUUGGAAGGCCGGUUCCUGAUGGUGAAAGCAACCUAGAGUAUCUCCUAGAUGUGAUCAAAGAGUAUGAUGAAUCGACCAUCGGGCUUGAUCCGCUGGUGCUGUACCAAUGUGAUGGCAUCAAACCUGAUCAAGUGGCCAUGACCCCUAUUCCCAAACCGCUAAAAACUCCUCAAACUCCUUAUCGCAAGACCCCAGGGCCUAAGCACAUUAGCCUUCGCAGCCAUCAAUUCUCGUCAGGAAAUAUGACACCUCGAGCACAUUCUGGACCACUUGAGUAUGCUGAUGAUGAUGACGAUGACAAUUUUGAUAACUCCCUAGAACGUAGACCUGUUCAGACACCUAUGAAUAUGAACAGUGGUUUCUAUAAUCAGCGGUUGGCUUCUCACUUCUACAAAGAUUUCUCGGUUUGGCUCUACCAUGGUGUCAAGCGAACUCCUCAUCGUCCACCAUCAUGGACACCAGCAAGAACUCCAGGAAAGACACCUGUUUCAGGAGCAAGAAGUCAAGUUUCAAGUAGAUAUCCGACCCCUGCCCAAACCCCUCCCCGCACAAAGACCCCAGUAGUCUUCAGCCCAGAACCAGAUUCAUAUGCUGCUUCUUAUGAAGAUUUUGAAAUGGAAGUGCUUGAUGAGCCAGCACAUGGACCCAAAUAUGCCAAUCCAUGGCUCCGCGAGGUUGCAGUCCUAUCAUGGCGCACUGCACUCAAUGUGGUCCGCACUCCAGAACUGUUCCUCUCUCGUGAGAUCGUUUUAACCGUGAUGGCUCUCAUUCUAUCCUCACUCUUUAAAAAACUAGAUGCUCUUGACUUUAAAAACAUCAGUCGGCUUCUUAAUUUCUAUAUCUUUACAGUUUGCCUCGUCUUCUUUUCGUCCAAUGAUGCUGUCCCUACUUUUAUCCAAGAACGCUUCAUCUUCAUUCGAGAGACCUCUCACAAUGCUUACCGAGCUUCUUCUUAUGUCAUAUCCUCCCUCAUUGUUUACCUGCCAUUUUUCGCCAUUCAAGCUUUCACAUUUGCAGCAAUCACCCAAUUCAUACUUAAGCUCAGAAGUAGUCUAAUUACCUUCUGGCUGAUUCUUUAUGCCUCGCUCAUAACUACUAAUGCUUAUGUGAUGCUAGUUAGUGCACUUGUUCCAAGUUACAUCACUGGUUAUGCCAUUGUGAUUGCCACAACUGCUCUCUUCUUCCUAUCUUGCGGGUUCUUCUUGAAAGCAUCUCAUAUUCCCGGAUACUGGAAGUGGCUCCAUUAUAUUUCUGCGAUCAAAUAUCCAUUUGAGGCAUUGCUAAUAAAUGAGUUCAAAGGCAAGAAACAUUGCUACAAAGGCAAUUUCUCGGACCUCUCACCUGGUCCUCUAGGAGAACUGAAGAUCAGCAAACUGCACAACGACUCCUUGGCAGAGCUGCAGCGGUCCCAUCCACUACAGUGCAUGUUGAUUGGAGAGGAUGUUCUAUUCUCUAUGGAUAUUAAAAUGGAGAACAUCUGGUAUGACAUUGCCAUAUUGCUAGCUUGGGGAGUUCUAUAUCGGCUCUUCUUGUACGUGGUUCUUAGGUUUUAUUCCAAGAACGUGAGGAAAUAA